This is a messenger RNA of Marmota flaviventris (yellow-bellied marmot), 1348 nucleotides long. RefSeq names its product 15-hydroxyprostaglandin dehydrogenase (gene Hpgd). Gene Ontology annotation, biological process: prostaglandin metabolic process; female pregnancy. Gene Ontology annotation, cellular component: cytoplasm. Gene Ontology annotation, molecular function: 15-hydroxyprostaglandin dehydrogenase (NAD+) activity. NCBI's taxonomy places the organism in Eukaryota, Metazoa, Chordata, Mammalia, Rodentia, Sciuridae. The record is from RefSeq and is a predicted model, not a curated record.
UAAAAGCUGCGGCCGCGCAGAGACACGGAGCUCGCCCACCGCCCUCUGCAGCUGCGACCACACCAUGCAUGUGAACGGCAAAGUGGCGCUGGUGACCGGCGCAGCGCAGGGAAUAGGCAGAGCCUUUGCAGAGGCACUGCUGCACAAGGGCGCCAAGGUAGCGCUGGUGGAUUGGAAUCUUGAAGCAGGUAUGGACUGUAAAGCUGCCCUAGACGAGCAGUUUGAACCUCAGAAGACUCUCUUCAUCAAGUGUGAUGUGGCUGACCAGGAACAACUGAGAGAUACUUUCAGAAAAGUCGUAGACCAUUUUGGAAGAUUGGACAUUUUGGUCAAUAAUGCUGGAGUGAAUAAUGAGAAAAACUGGGAAAAAACUCUGCAGAUUAAUUUGGUUUCUGUUAUCAGUGGAACCUAUCUUGGUUUGGAUUACAUGAGCAAGCAAAAUGGAGGUGAAGGUGGCAUCAUUAUCAAUAUGUCAUCUUUAGCAGGACUCAUGCCUGUUGCACAGCAGCCUGUCUACUGUGCCUCCAAGCACGGCAUAAUUGGAUUCACACGUUCGGCAGCGAUGGCUGCUAACCUUAUGAACAGUGGUGUGAGACUGAACGCCAUUUGUCCAGGCUUUGUCAACACGCCCAUCCUUGAAUCCAUUGAAAAAGAAGAAAACAUGGGACAAUACAUAGAAUAUAAAGAUCACAUCAAAGACUUGAUGAAAUUCUAUGGAAUUUUGGACCCAUCAAUGAUUGCCAAUGGAUUACUAACACUCAUUGAAGAUGAUGCUUUCAAUGGCGCUAUAAUGAAGAUCACAACUUCUAAAGGAAUUCAUUUUCAGGACUAUGAUACAACUCCAUCUCAUGUCAAAACCCAAUGAACAUUUUAGUUAUCAGCCAUAACUGAAAAUAAGUACAAAUGACUUACAUUCAGACCACAUCUUUAUUUGAAUAUAGCUUUUUAAAUGAAAUGUUAUAGUCUGAAGCUUUCCUUCACACAACAGAUAUUGUUUUUUCUAAAUGAUUAACUGAGUCUGUGGAUAAAAAUUUAUGAUAAACUAUUAAAAAGUACAAUUCAAACCAAAGCUAGGUUUUUAAACUGUAUAGUGUAAGUCAGGAUUAAAACAAAGGAUAUUCAAGGAAUAUUCUGCCUUCCAGAAAAUAUUAUUUAAAUCUGUGGUUCAUAAAUAUUAAAGUUUUUAGGAAAUCCUUUUAAAGGAGAUACUUGAAUUGUUAUAUAAAUCAAAACAGAUGUAAAAAAACUCAUUUUCUAUGUUUGCACUUCAAAAGCAGAAAGCUACUUAAUAAUGACAAAGGUUUAGUACUAGUAAUUUUUACUUACAUGCCAUCUUUAAGCUGAACAU